AUGUCGUCUCGUGGCGGCGGUAACUAUGGUAACCGCGGUGGGCCCUACGGUGGGGGUGGGGGUGGGGGGAGUUAUAGAGGGGACUAUCAGCCGAGACGAGGGGGUCGUGGUCGUGGGAAUUGGCGUGGUGGCAAUAGGGGUAGGGGUGCAAACAUGCAGCCUGUAAGCAGACCUCAACACAACACUACGGAGGAUAGAUUAGAUAGCCUGAUUAUAAGGAUUGGCGAGAAGAGUAACCAGUCGUUGCAGAACAAUCUUUUGGUGUUGAGCGAAGUGCUUAAUAGGGAGCUGGAGACGCACCGGCAUAAGAUACUGGCCACGAUGGGUGCCUGUAUCCAUGAACUACCCCACAAAACAACCAUAUACACGACACUUGUAGGCUUAAUCAACGCCAAGAACUUUGACUUCGGACAGUGUUUUGUCGAGUACAUUGUGCAUGUACUGUUUAAGAGCUUCUUGGAGGACAACGAGUUUGUGAAGAUUCGCGUGACUGUGCGUUUUGUAGCGGACCUUGUCAACUGUAAUGUUGUUAGCAGCGAUUCGGUCAUUGACAUGUACCACGAGUUCCUCAAGGUCGCCGACGAGACCGACAUACCCCAAGAGCGUUCUGAUUUGUAUCUGGAGUGUGUUAUGGCUUCGCUGCCGUGGGUAGGUUUAGAGCUCUCACAGUCACGGUCAAAGGAACUGGACGAGAUUAUGCGCCGCUUAGAUACGUAUAUGGCACACCGUAAUACAAGCUACACACAGUGCAUGAAUGUAUGGCGAGACGAUGCACACAACACAUCCCCUGCUCAGGUGGAGAGCAUGGAAGCACUCUGGACGCAGGUCAAAACGCUGGAGAACAAGCGUUGGGAUGACCAGGCCAUAUAUCGGCCGUACCUGUCGUUUGACCACGAGUUAACCGAGGCUACGCCGCACACCAUACCGUCGAUCAGCAUCCCUGUACAUAUGCACGGUACAAGCAUCUAUCCGCUGCGGUCAGUCGUGUUCAGGCUGUGGGAGGAAUCAGACAUACCCCGAGACCUGCCCCAGUUACAGAAGAACGAUGAUAUCGAGCGAUAUGUGAUUGAUCAACAAGUGCGUGAACUGAUAAUCACCUUCAAUGGCAGCCGCAAGGACUGUGUCAAGAACAUGAUUGCCAUUCCCUAUGGCGACCGAUUCCCCUUAGAAUACAUAGUUGUGGAAGUCAUCUUCGCAGAGCUCUUCCGGCUUCCCACACCCGACUUCCGAGCGUGUACUCAAUGUGUAGGCGAGAAUGUUUACAAGGUCAUCCGGUUGUUAAGCAAAUACGAGGACGCCAGCACAGGGCUUGGUGAGAUGGCUGCGAAACUGGUAGACGCGUUCAGGGAACGACAGUCGUCUGACCAAAUCGCCAAAAUGUUAGACGAACAGGUCACCCCAGAACUAUUAAGAAGUGAGGGUACCUCAGCUAUAGGGUUCGAUGCCGAAAGCAGCGAAGAAGAGCAGUUGGUAUGUACCUCUGCAACGUGUGUAUGGGCAUGGAUGGCUUAA
This is a messenger RNA of Sphaeroforma arctica JP610, 1512 nucleotides long. RefSeq lists its product as hypothetical. Gene Ontology annotation, biological process: nuclear-transcribed mRNA catabolic process, nonsense-mediated decay; mRNA export from nucleus. Gene Ontology annotation, cellular component: nucleus; nuclear cap binding complex. Gene Ontology annotation, molecular function: protein binding; RNA cap binding; mRNA binding. Bases 1 to 1512 code for a protein of 503 amino acids. The transcript has 7 exons. The record is from RefSeq and is a predicted model, not a curated record. NCBI's taxonomy places the organism in Eukaryota, Ichthyosporea, Ichthyophonida.